Molecule: messenger RNA, 949 nt
Organism: Diversispora eburnea
Lineage: Eukaryota; Fungi; Glomeromycota; Glomeromycetes; Diversisporales; Diversisporaceae
Source: the annotation of a GenBank genome assembly
AUGUUGACAAAAAAUAAUUUAGUGAAUAUCGUGAAUUCAAUAAAUUUAGAUUUCACCUUGAUCACUUCUUUCGCGAUAUUAAAAUUAUCAAAUUUACUACCUAAUCUAGAGGAAAUCAGUUUACGCGGUUGUCAAAGAAUUUCUUUAAGAGGUUUAGGUCAAGAUUUAUCUUGGUCCGCUUAUUUAAAAUUAAAAAAAUUAAAUGUCAUCUGGUGUAAAGAUAUGGAUCCAAGAUUAAUCUUUAAGCAAAAUGUAUUUAAUAAUUUUAAUGGAAUUAAUUAUUAUAAAGAUAUCUUAAAUAUUUUUAAAAAUUCUUUACCUACCAAAGUCGAACUUGAUAUAGAUGUUUGCGAAAGAUGUGAGGAACAUAUCAAGUUUUGGAUAAAUUGUGCUUUAUGCAAACUUCCAAAAACCUUUUGUAUGAGUUGCGAUCUAAUUCAUGGAUGUCUGGAUUGUUUUAAAUUUUAUUGUUGUAUUUCAACUUCGCCACAAAAUUCCUCUUCAAUUUCACUACCAUUAACUUCCUCUCAACAAACUUCUUCAACAGCAUCUUCACAACAAACUUUAACUUCUUCAACUUCAACAGCAUUUCCACAAAAUUCUUCAUUAACUUCUUCUCUUUCAUUACAAACAAAAGAUUUAAUUUCUUCCUCACCAUCUAUUUCAUUAAUUACACAACCAUCCGAAUUAAAUUCACCUUCAACAUCUUUAUCUAAAUCUUUGAAUUCAAUUCAACUCUCCACCACUACCACUUCUUCCACAUCUACCACAACAACUUUUACAACAAUUUUAUUGUUAACCAUGGAAAAUACUAUCACCAAAAAAAGGAAAGACAAGGAAGAGGAGAGCCCUAUAAACAUAGAUAAGUGGAAAAAUAAUAUUGAUGAGCAUAUUUAUCAACCUUGGAUGAUGAAUCUAUCCAUGCUCACAUCUAUAAAGCGAGAAGAUG